GGAAGGCCGGAGGAGGAAGGGAGGGAGGCGGAGGGAGCGGAGGAGAAGGCAGCGGCAGCUUCCGUGGCAAUGAGCAGGGCAUCCUGCUGCCCGCCUUCCAGGACCCGCAGGAGACGUUCGCCUUCACCAUGUGCAACCCGCCCUUCUUCGAGAGCAUGCAGGAGGCCGCUCAGAACCCCAACACCGCCUUCGGAGGCACCGCCGCUGAGAUGGUGUGUGCGGGCGGCGAGGUGGCGUUUGUGAUGCGCAUGCUGGCGGACAGCGAGCUGCUGAGGGGGCGGGUGCACUGGUUCAGUACCAUGGUGGGCAAGAAGAGCACCCUCAAGGCUCUGCGCAAGGAGUUACACUCGAGGCACGUGACGGCGCUGCGGACAACGGAGCUUGCACAGGGCAAGACCUCCCGCUGGGCGGUCGCCUGGUCCUGGCAGGUGCAUCCCAACAAGGCCUCACAGCCGCUGCGGCGCACACUGACUCAGGAGGAGGACAACAGCACCCCCACCUGCACCACUGCUACCGCUGCUGCUGCUGCUGCUGCUGCUGUGUUGCCGAGCGGCCAGCGGGGCCGGCCGACGCAGCAGGACGCAACAACCGCUGCCGCCACCACCGCCGCUAGCACCGCCGCUGCAUGCGCCAGUGCUGAUCGCGACCAGCAGCAGCAGGUGGACCCAGGGUCGGGCCACGUGCAUGCGGAGGUGGACGUAUCGGUGGGGGCUAGCAGCAGCGGGCAGCAGGCUGAGAGGGCGGCGCAGCAGGCGGCGGCGAGAGCGGGAGCGGGGUCGCUGGCCGCUGCUCCUGCUGCUGCUGCUAGCGUGCCAGUGCUACCUCGGCGGCACAUCAGCUUCGCGGUGCAGCUGGCGGCGGCGGGCUCCCAGCAGGGUAGCGGAGGUGGUGGCGCCCCGGGCCUGCUGCGGCGGCUGGCGGGGGCGCUGCAGGAGCGGUGCGGGUGCAGCGGGGUGCGGCUGGAUGCGGCGGCGUGGACUGUCAGCUGGCCGCUGCAGGUGGGGCCCUUCAGCAGCAGCACGAGUGGGACACGCGAAGGGGAGCUGGAGGGAGCUGGGGGCCCCAGGGGGGGUGCUGGUGGGGAGAAGGCAGCCGGCGGCAGCGGCGGUGGCGGCAGCUUGGCGAGUAACAUCACGGCCCGACUGCGAAUUGCCCAGCAGCAGCGGGGCCGCGUGGAGGUGGUGGCGACCAUCCCCAACGGGGCGCCCGAUGCUGCUGCGCGUGCCUUUACAUCCCUGAUGGCCUCCCUGGAAGCCUUUGUGACACGUCCCAUAUCAUGAUAAGGAUUCGAUAGCGCCUGAUGUUUUAUCCAGCGCCUCCGGGAAACAUGCGUUGGCAAAAUGGCGACGCCUGGAAAUAGGGCGACCGCACUGAGGGUGGCUAAAAGUUUCGCGCAGUCCUGAUAUGCUGUUGGUGCCAAGCUGUGUUAUUGCUGCCAUAGGGCGUUCUGGGUCGCUGCGAUGGACCCUUUCUAUUGAUAGGGUUUGUUAAUUUGCGCAAGGGAUCUUGUCUGCAUUGCCCACGGCGAGUGCUAUACUUUGUAACAGAAGCAUAGAUG
Molecule: messenger RNA, 1558 nt
Organism: Astrephomene gubernaculifera
Lineage: Eukaryota; Viridiplantae; Chlorophyta; Chlorophyceae; Chlamydomonadales; Astrephomenaceae
Source: the annotation of a GenBank genome assembly